Ichthyophthirius multifiliis is the source of this 429-nucleotide messenger RNA. RefSeq lists its product as hypothetical. The record is from RefSeq and is a predicted model, not a curated record. Lineage: Eukaryota; Ciliophora; Oligohymenophorea; Hymenostomatida. The transcript has 4 exons.
AUGAUUAAUACUUUAAAAUUAGGAUAAUAUAAUAUUCCUUAAUAAUUUAUAUUAUGGUAAAAAAGUUAUACAUGUGCUAUAAUACCUUGUGUAUAAUUAAUGCCAGGUCAUAUAUUAUUAUUACCGAAAAGAUAUGUAUCAAAUUUUUGUGAAUUAGAGGCUGGAGAAAAUCAUUAACCAGAAAAUCCGGAUUCUAUAGAUUAAAUUUAUGUGCAUAUAAUACCAAGAAGAAAAGGAGAUUAUUAAAAAAAUGAUGAUAUAUAUUUUGUACUGGAAAAUUAUGAUAAAGAAUUUGCCAAAUAAUAUUAAAAUACAAUAUCUUCUACUAAUUCGUUUAGUAAUGCUGCUAUAGAAAUAUAGGGAUAAGAAACUAAGAAAUAUAAAACUUUUUUAGAUUAAUUUUGGUAGGAAGAAUAUAAUUAAUAAUGA